UCGGUUGCAUCCGUAGAAGUCCUCCUCCAGGUUACCGUAGUGACGUCACGGGUGAACAUUUUUGAAUCGUUCCCGAAAAACUCAUGGUGUGAGAGCUGGGGAACAUUAAUAGUUCAUAUUUCUGCUGUCUGGAGUGAUAUAAGCCUGAAAACAACCAUGAACGUUCAGCCGUCAAACCCUAAUAACCCGAUCGUGUUUUUCGACGUCACCGUUGGAGGACAAGAAGUGGGCAGAAUGAAGAUCGAGCUUUUUGCCGACAUCGUUCCGAAGACUGCAGAAAAUUUCCGGCAGUUCUGUACUGGUGAAUUCAAGAAGGAUGGUGUUCCUGUCGGCUAUAAAGGCUGCACAUUUCAUCGGGUGAUAAAGGACUUCAUGAUUCAGUGUGGUGAUUUUGUCAAUGGGGAUGGCACUGGGAUCUGCAGUAUCUACAGGGGACCGUUUGCAGAUGAGAACUUCCGAAUGAAGCACUCUGGCCCUGGACUCUUGUCAAUGGCAAACAGUGGACCUGGAACAAAUGGCUGUCAGUUUUUUAUCACCUGCACAAAGUGUGACUGGUUGGAUGGGAAGCAUGUGGUAUUUGGAAAAGUGGUGGAUGGUUUGCUUGUCAUGAGAAAAAUUGAGAAUGUACCAACAGGACCCAACAACAAGCCCAAGCUGCCCAUUGUCGUUGCCCAAUGUGGAGAAAUGUGAUGUAUUACUGUAAUAAUUACACAUCAGAAAAGACAAAUGACCUUUGCUUUAAAGAAAACAGACAAGCCAUUUCGGACGACUGACUAAUUAUCAUCUCCAUUGCAAAUCGUGUCAUUUUUGUAUAGGGAGUUUUGUGAAAUUGCCUGAUUAUUUGAAAAAUUCUUGGUUGAACAGGUUUCUAAUUUUUAUAAUGUAUAAUGUAAGUCACAGCAAAAUUUCAUGUUAGAACUCGUCCUUGAUUCAGAUCUGUCUGUCUACAUUUGCAUAUAUGACCAAACUUGAAAUUCAAGACAGAAACAUGUAUUCUUUGUACGUUCUGAAGGACAAGGCUUUUAUUUUGAUCAGCCUUUAGAAAUGGCCUUAAGACUGUUGAGGGUUUUCUUAACCUCAUUAAAUAAAUGUUGACCCUUGUUUUUUUUAA
Molecule: messenger RNA, 1111 nt
Organism: Cyprinus carpio (common carp)
Lineage: Eukaryota; Metazoa; Chordata; Actinopteri; Cypriniformes; Cyprinidae
Product: peptidyl-prolyl cis-trans isomerase H-like
Biological process (GO): protein peptidyl-prolyl isomerization
Cellular component (GO): intracellular membrane-bounded organelle
Molecular function (GO): peptidyl-prolyl cis-trans isomerase activity
Source: RefSeq, a predicted model, not a curated record